GUGACGCUCAGGUCGUUUCAGUGUUUUGCUUUUCCCAUCUGAUGAAGUUUGACACCGGUAAUUGGUGAAAGUCACCUAAGUCUGUUUGACGAGAAAUCGUUGAUGAAAAUGAGUAGACCAUGAUCAAUAUUAUAUUUUUGAGUGGAAUACUUUGAAAAGUGGAAUACUGGAGUAGUGAAAUCCUGAACUUUUAGCAAAUACAAGAGCAAAUUCAGAAAUUAUCUGACGUACCAAAGCAGCAAAGCGAGGAUCAGAAGGCGGGCAGAAAAACAUGAUUCAUUAUGAAGUAUCAUGCAGUGAAAAAGUGAAAAAUCUUGAAAAAUCACUGUCGAAGGAGCUGAAAGAAUUGAAAGAUGAAAUUGAAGAAACUGAUAUGCUGUAUGGAAACUGGUCAAAACCUAUCAGCUCUGUUCUUCUACCAAAGAGUGUUGAUUAUUACAAAGAGGAAAGAAGAAUAACUAUUGCGAAAAUAUUGGAUGUAAGUGAUGCUCCAUCUUUGAAAAACCAAGGGCAGAUCAUGAUUAAAGAACUUGAAGCUUCAUUAAAAUCUGAUAUUACAAAUGAAAGCCUUCCUCUCCUUCUUCACCAGUUCUUCUUGGAUCGUAUGCAAUCACUUGUACAAUGCAAACACCUUCAUUUACUGAGAUGGAGACGGUUCUGUGAACAUACAGCUGCAAUCGAACGAUUGUAUUCUGAUUAUUGUAAAAGAUUAGAAGCCAUUGAUUUAGAAUAUAAAGAUGCAAAACACAGAGCAUUCAGACUAUCAUCUGCUCAUACUUCAUUCAUUAAUAAAGAUACCAAAGCGAUGGACAGUGUUGAAAGUGAAGAUAUUGCGAUAUAUUUACGAUGGUUAAUAACUAAUCUUCGAUGUGUCAAAAAUUUUUCUUCAUAUUUGAGAAUAUUACAAUGGAUUCCUGUAAUUCAUCGGAAUACAAUUGAUCCAGCUCUCGGAACUCAAGUGAAGCCCAUCAAUGAUGUCGAAGUUGUGGAAAGUGUGGGGAUUGACACAUCACAGACAUGGAGACAUAUGGUUGGAACAUCAUCAGAAUAUUCUGUUCCAUCAUCAGCUUCUCAUCCUUUACAAACUAGAUCUGGAGGCUUUGAUAAAGCUUUUACUGGUAAUUUAUAUUUUGAAAUGGUUGUUCCAUGA
Molecule: messenger RNA, 1150 nt
Organism: Styela clava
Lineage: Eukaryota; Metazoa; Chordata; Ascidiacea; Stolidobranchia; Styelidae
Source: RefSeq, a predicted model, not a curated record